AUGCCGAAGGAUGAACCCAGACUACAUACACAGGCCAACGGCCAUCCAGACACGAGUCUGGAUGUCCAGCCUCACGACAGGAAGAAAAAGCACCGUAACCGCAAACGCCGUGGCCAGGCGAGCUCAAUGACGGAAGAAACAACAGCCGUUCCUCUCAUCCAGAUAGGCUCAAGUCUGCAACAGUCGGAUGGAGCCAUCGUCCAGAAGCAGACCACGCCAGGAAAUGAAGCAGCACGAGCGGAGGACUUGCCUCCAUCAACGCUAGAAGAUGGUCGGAUGGUCUCGAACAACACCGGUCGAGCCGGUAACAACAGCUCGACUCUCUUGGCCAGGGCAGGCCGGACAAGUGGCCUCGCAGCUGUACAGUGGGCACGUCGGCCAAAGAAGAGGUGGUGGCUUGGCAACACUUCCAAAGGAUGGGUCCUGCCUCGUUGCCAGCAGGACUUGGUUGCGACAUCGCAGACCGGCAAAGAAUUCGCGUGGGCACUGUUAAAAUCAGUUCCGGCGGUACUUUACACCUUCACUGGGCUUGCGUCGCUCUUCUUGAAGUCGCACGCCAAGGUCCAAUUCGGGUUCCAGAUCGCCAACGCGGUUUUGCUGGUCGUCCUCAGCGGGAUGGGACUGUCGCUGGGCAGGUUCAAUGAUGAGAAUCGAUGGUACAUGCGUCACUACUUCGUCUGGACCAUUAUCAGUCACGUCGCCGCCUACUUCUUCGGCUGCUACACUCAAGACUCCGAUGGAUCCGAGCUCAGCGCACUCGAUCUGUUUGGUGUUGUGCAAGCGGUGCAGACAUUCCCAUUCUGGUCCGUGGAGCUGUUCGGCGUUGGAGGUACAAGGUUAGAGAAAAGACAGUGA
Saxophila tyrrhenica is the source of this 855-nucleotide messenger RNA. RefSeq lists its product as uncharacterized. The record is from RefSeq and is a predicted model, not a curated record. The coding region runs from base 1 to 855 and encodes 284 amino acids. The transcript is spliced from 2 exons. NCBI's taxonomy places the organism in Eukaryota, Fungi, Ascomycota, Dothideomycetes, Mycosphaerellales, Extremaceae.